GGGAAGGGAGCCCUUAAAUUCCAAUCUCUCACCAAUGUGGGAGAGUUGGUAAAAAUAGGGGUGUUAAAAAAACUUCGACCCGGUUGUCCCGUCCCGAAUUCCCGAUGACCCGCAAAAAACUCAACGGGAAAUUUUCAAAAUUUUCUGUUUUUUUCGGGUCAGGUACCCGUCCCGGUAAGCACUUUCAUGGGCCGGGACAUGGGACAAGCUUUGCAAUUAUCGUGUACCCAGAUACCCAUUUAAAAAAAAAAAAAUUUAACAUUGCUAGUGCCAGCCCAGCCCACUUACUAAACCUAGGGUUCCAAACUUCCAAUAACUCCCAAAAAGAAAAAACACGCAGCUCUUCUUCUUCUCUAUCGCGCCUCAUCCCUAAUUCCCUACAGCUCUAGUGCUCUACAUCUCCUCAAACUUCCAUCGAUUUCGUCAAAAAUCAAUCAAAUUCGACUCGAUUCAUCCUCAAACUUCAGAUCUAAAUCAUUUCGUGGUCCUGUUCAUUUUCUUCUCACCACCUCAGAAAAUGUCAACAUUUGAUGAUGAUUCUGAUGACUUGAUGGAGACAAAUUCAAGUCAAGUUGUUGAAGCACAAGAUUCUGAUGAGGCAGAGGUUUUGGAGAAGGCUCCAAAAAUAUGGCCUAAGAAGAAAAGAGCGGGGAAGAAACCAAAAGCUGAAAAAGAAGGAGGUAAAAGGAAAAAACCCUCUAAUGCUUGGGAACACUUUAAAGUAAUUAAAACUGACCCAAACCAUGCUAAAUGUCUUUAUUGUGGGGCAAUAAUUGGUUGUGAUCCAAAGAAUGGAACUAAUGGCAUGAAUCGACACACUGAUAGGUGUAAAAAAUCUCCAUUUUACAAAGAUAAAUCUCAAACUAUCUUAGAUUUUGAGUCUAGGACAAAGAUUAAUACUGAUGGGAGUGUCCAAACUGUUAAUGUUCCUAAAUUGUGGAGAUUUAAUCAUGAUAAGAUUAGAAAAGCACUUGCUAAGAUGUUAAUUGUAGAUGAGUUGCCUUUUGCUUUUGUUGAACGUGAAGGUUUUCGUUAGUUUUGUAAAGUCACUGUUCCUGAAUUUGUUUCUCCUUCGCGUGCUAGCAUUACAAGGGAUUGUUAUGGUCUUUUUAUUGAUCAAAGGAAAAA
Molecule: messenger RNA, 1128 nt
Organism: Chenopodium quinoa (quinoa)
Lineage: Eukaryota; Viridiplantae; Streptophyta; Magnoliopsida; Caryophyllales; Amaranthaceae
Product: zinc finger BED domain-containing protein 4-like
Exons: 3
Coding region: 518-1036 (172 amino acids)
Molecular function (GO): DNA binding
Source: RefSeq, a predicted model, not a curated record